Molecule: messenger RNA, 573 nt
Organism: Linum tenue
Lineage: Eukaryota; Viridiplantae; Streptophyta; Magnoliopsida; Malpighiales; Linaceae
Source: the annotation of a GenBank genome assembly
AUGAGGACUCCGACAUUCGACAUUGAUUUGAAUAACAUGUCAGGAGAUGAUGAAGGUAUGAAUGCCUAUAUUCCUUCACCAUUUACACCUCGUGAAGGCACAAACGCAUAUAGCUCCGAUGCUAGAUCUUCAUUUACUCCUGAUCCUCCACCAUCGGUCGACUCUCAUGGUACUACCUCUUCAAAGGGAACCAAAAGAAAAGCUCCUAUGGGAGAUCUAUCUACCAAUCAGCUUGAGGUAAUGGAUGUCAACAUGAGUAUAAUGACAUCAAGUAUAGAGAAAGGUAAUGUGAUUGCUGAACUUUCUGUCAAGGCUAUGGAGAAAGGAAAUGGGAUUAAAGAGAGGUCUUUGGUAAUUCUCGACCAUCAGAAGACUCACAUCUACAAAGAGGGCGAAAUUUUCCAAGAAUUGCAACGCUAUGAUAUUCUUGGAGAAAUGAGGUUGAAUGGCUAUAAGUAUCUUGCAAAAAAUCCAGAUACCAGACGGGUUUUAUUUGGCUUGCCAGAAGAGUAUCGACAACAGUUCAUUGUUGAUUUGGCAAAAAAACAAACCUUUUGGCAAGUUGACUUUUGA